CUUCCCAGACCAGGGCACGAACCCACGUCCCCUGCAUCGGCAGGCAGACUCUCAACCACUGCGCCACCAGGGAAGUCCCGGCCCUAGACUUUUUGAUCAAGCACCUCCAACACCAGAAAUCCAAAACGAAGACCAGAAAUGAGGCCAGAAAUCCGAAAUGAAGGUGUGGGCAGGGUUGGCUCCUUCUCGAGGCUCAGAGGGAGAAUCUGCCCCACGCCGCUCCUCUAGCUCCCUGGGGUGGCCCAAACCCCUUGGCGCUCCAGGGCCUACAGCCGCAUCCCUCCAAUCUCUGCCCCCGUCUUCACACGCCUUCUCCCCUGUGUGUCUGCGUCCUCUCCUCUUUCUAUAAGGACACAGUCAUUCUAUGUGGGGCCCACCCUAAAUGCAGGAUGGUCUCAUCUUGACAUCCUUAAUUUGAUUACAUCUGCAAAGACCCUUAUUCUAAGUAAGAUUGCAUUCACAGGGACCAGGACAGAUCUACCCGCCCACCGUUACAUAGAGGAAGGUGCUCGAUAUUUACUUAGCGAUGGAGGUGUUGAUGCAAAAGUCUAGGGUACCCCGUAGAGUGGGAAUGUUUCUGGCAUGGCCUCUCCUUUCAGGGUGGGACCACAUCUUACGCCUUGAGGUCCCCCAGCUGCUCAAUGGGAUGGAGGAGAUGGGGUCCGGUCGGGGCUGCUGGAGGCUCACUCAGGAGCCCUCUCAGGCUUAUUAAGAUGGGCCAAGCACAGAGGCGCAGCCAGGUCUCCCCGCCUGCACCUGGCGGCCACAGCACCGCCAUCUUGCCCACCACCCUCCCCCAUCAGACUAGGUUAGAGCAGCGCUGCCACUGCUGUCAGCCCUCCUUGCUCCCAUCCUUUCCAGCGGGGCAUGUCUCACCAUGUGAUUGAAGAAAUGCUGGGGUAAUUACUUCUUUAAGGCUUAUCUCCUCCCCAGGAUCCUGCCUGUCCGGUUCCUUCCGCCCCUGUAGGCCCUCGAGAGAUCACUGUGCCCUGAAUGAAUGAGGUCAGGUGUGAGUGAUCCGAACCCUGGUCCGAGGGAGCCUGCAGGGUGGGCUGCGUCGCAGUGAGGCACCCGACCCGUCCAGGGGGAAGGAAUUGCUCCACAUGGGCUCCCUGGGACCCUUCCGGGGACAGCAGCUGUUCCACAGGUGAUGACUGCCCACCUGCUCGGUGCUGGAGAUCAAGGUAGAGAGACAGGCAGAGGGGCAGAGUGCUGCCAGGCCCCGCCUCCCGACCGAGAGCAGACCCUGCCCUGGGCCCUCCCCCAUGCCUCCUCCAUCCUCCCUGUGCAAAGCCUCUGCCUACAACUCCCACGCUGGGAAGCCCGGGAAAGAGAUCCCACGUGUUCCCAUCCUGCCCGGUGUGAAAGCCCAGACCAGCCAACGCUGUGAAUUAAUUACCGCGGACGGACAGGCCCUGGGAUGGGCACUUCCCAGAACUCCGGCUGUGAGCCUGCCCGGCUUUUCUUUGGCGCUCAGCUCUUAGAAAUCCCUUGGGGCAGCACCUCCCAGCACAGCGUGGGCGGAUUUGUGUUCCAGUUGUCCGGCUUCUUCCGGGAAUUGGCAAACUCCUUUUCACAGCCCUGCCCCUCACACCCUGCCUGGAGCCUUCAUGGGUGUUCACACACUCUGCUGCUGCCUGGGUCAAGGAAGGCAUUACUCAGGUCUAAAUAUUUUGAUCCAAAAAAAAAAAUCCCCACACCCACUGCCCAAGAAAUGGGCCUCGUUUCCCUUUCUUCGUCCUGAACCGCAGCCAGCAGGUCCUGAGGACGCUGGGCCGGAGAAGACGGUGACCGUGCGCCCCGUCAGUCCCUGCCAAGCUGGGAGCCACCCCUGCCAACAGCACCUUCUCAUCCGGGCCAGGAGAAGAUGAUGUGCGAGGUGAUGCCGACCAUCAGUGAAGCAGAAGGCCCCCCAGGAGGAAGUGGGAGCCAUGGGUCCAGCUCCCCUUCUCAGCCAGAUGCAGAUUCACAUUUUGAACAGUUGAUGGUCUCCAUGCUGGAAGAGAGGGACCGUCUCCUUGACACUCUGAGAGAGACCCAAGAAACGCUGGCCUUAACCCAGGGGAAGUUACACGAGGUUGGUCACGAAAGAGAUUCCUUGCAGAGGCAGCUCAAUACCGCGCUUCCACAGGAGUUUGCAGCACUUACUAAAGAACUAAAUGUAUGCAGGGAACAGCUCCUCGAAAGAGAAGAAGAAAUUGCUGAACUGAAAGCAGAAAGGAACAACACCAGGCUGCUGCUGGAACAUCUGGAGUGCCUGGUCUCGCGGCACGAGCGGUCCCUCAGGAUGACGGUGGUGAAGCGGCAGGCGCAGUCCCCGGCAGGCGUGUCCAGCGAGGUGGAAGUGCUUAAAGCACUGAAGUCGUUAUUCGAGCACCACAAAGCCCUGGAUGAGAAGGUGAGAGAACGGUUACGAGUAGCACUUGAAAGGUGUAGUUUGUUAGAAGAAGAAUUAGGUGCCACACAUAAGGAGCUAAUGAUUCUUAAAGAACAGAAUAACCAGAAAAAGACACUAACGGACGGGGUGCUUGACAUAAACCACGAGCAAGAGAACACGCCGAGCGCGAACGGAAAGAGAUCUUCUGAUGGUUCUCUAAGCCACGAGGAAGACCUGGCUAAAGUGAUUGAGCUCCAGGAAGUCAUAGACAAGCAGUCAAGGGAGCAGAGCCAGAUGAAGGAGCGCCUGGCCGCCCUGUCCAGUCACGUGACAGAGCUGGAGGAAGAUCUGGACACGGCCAGGAAAGACCUCAUCAAAUCUGAGGAAGUGAACACAAAGUUGCAACGGGAUGUCCGUGAAGCCAUGGCCCAGAAGGAAGACAUGGAAGAGAGAGUCACUACUCUCGAGAAACGCUACCUCGCAGCACAGCGUGAAGCCACCUCUGUGCACGACCUCAACGAUAAACUGGAAAAUGAAAUUGCAAAUAAGGAGUCUAUGCAUCGACAGACUGAGGAUAAAAACCGCCAGUUGCAAGAGCGCCUGGAGCUGGCGGAGCAGAAGCUGCAGCAGACCCUGCGGAGAGCGGAGACCCUCCCCGAGGUGGAGGCGGAGCUGGCCCAGCGGGUGGCCGCGCUCUCCAAGGCCGAGGAGAGACACGGCAACAUCGAGGAGAGGCUGCGCCAGAUGGAGGCCCAGUUGGAGGAGAAGCACCAGGAGCUGCAGCGGGCAAGGCAGAGAGAAAAAAUGAACGAAGAACACAAUAAACGUUUAUCAGACACUGUUGACAAGCUGCUUUCAGAAUCCAACGAGCGGCUUCAGCUCCAUCUUAAAGAGAGAAUGGCAGCUCUGGAAGACAAGAAUUCCCUCCUACGAGAAGUUGAAAAUGCAAAAAAGCAAUUAGAAGAAAUGCAACAUGAUAAGGAUCAGCUCGUACUAACCCUGGAAGCCUUGAGAGCUGAACUGGACCAGACGGGGCUGAGAGGGGCUCCCCUACACCACAGCCGACCCCACUUGGGCAGCGUCCCAGAUUUCAGGUUCCCCGUGGCAGACGGGCCCUCGGACUCCUUCAGCAGCAGCGCGGUGUUGCGACGCCCGCAGAAAGGCCGGCUGGCAGCGCUGCGCGACGAGCCUUCCAAGGUGCAGACCCUGGACGAGCAGGACUGGGAGCGCGCGCGGCAGGCCAGCGUGCUGGCUCACGUGGCGCAGGCAUUCGAGAGCGGCGCGGACGUGCCUGACGGCGCCGGCGACGGGGACACGCUUUUCAGCUCGGCCACUCUGCUGUCGCCCAGCGGGCAGGCCGAUGCCCAGACCCUGGCCAUGAUGCUUCAGGAGCAGCUGGACGCCAUCAACAAAGAGAUCCGGUUGAUACAAGAAGAAAAGGAGAACACGGAGCAGCGGGCGGAGGAGAUUGAGAGCAGGGUGGGCAGUGGGAGCUUAGACAGCCUUGGUCGUUUUCGAUCAGUGAGCUCCAUCCCCCCGUACCCUGCUUCCUCUCGGGCCAGCUCUUCCCCUCCCAGCAGCGGGCGGCCCACCCCUCGAAGGGCCCCGCACAGCCCGGCAAGGGAAGUGGACAGACUAGGCGUCAUGACUCUGCUGCCGGCUUCCCGAGACGAGGUACGAGACGACAAGACGACCAUCAGAUGUGAAACCUCACCCCCCUCGUCCCCACGAUCCCUUCGGCUGGACCGGCUGCACACAGGGGCGCUGCACACAGCCAGCCACGAGGACAUCAGGGACGCACGCAACUCGACAGGCUCGCAGGACGGCCCCGCGAGCAACCCCAGCAGUAGCAGCAGCAGCCAGGACUCGCUGCACAAAGCCCCCAAGAAGAAGGGCAUCAAGUCCUCUAUCGGCCGCUUGUUCGGCAAGAAAGAGAAGGGCCGGCCUGGGGCCCUGGGCAAGGAGUCGCUGGGACAAGCUGUUAUUUCAGAGACAGAAAACUCAUCUCAAGAUGCCUUGGGACUCAGCAAAUUGGGAGGACAGGCUGAAAAAAAUCGUAAACUUCAAAAAAAGCACGAAUUGCUCGAAGAAGCCCGGAGACAAGGCUUACCCUUUGCACAGUGGGACGGGCCAACUGUUGUCGUCUGGCUGGAGCUCUGGGUCGGGAUGCCGGCCUGGUACGUGGCUGCUUGCCGAGCCAACGUGAAGAGCGGGGCCAUCAUGUCCGCCCUGUCGGACACGGAGAUCCAGCGCGAGAUCGGCAUCAGCAACCCUCUGCACCGGCUGAAGCUGAGGCUGGCGAUUCAGGAGAUCAUGUCCCUGACAAGUCCGUCAGCCCCUCCUACGUCAAGAACGCAGACACUGGCGUACGGGGACAUGAACCACGAGUGGAUCGGCAACGAGUGGCUGCCCAGCCUGGGCCUCCCGCAGUACCGCAGCUACUUCAUGGAGUGCCUCGUGGACGCGCGGAUGCUCGACCACUUGACCAAGAAAGACCUUCGCGGGCAGCUGAAAAUGGUCGAUAGUUUUCACAGAAACAGUUUCCAGUGUGGAAUUAUGUGCCUGCGAAGGUUAAAUUAUGACCGGAAAGAACUGGAAAGAAAAAGAGAAGAAAGCCAGAAUGAACUGAAAGAUGUGCUCGUUUGGAGCAACGAUCGAGUGAUUCGCUGGACCCUGUCCAUUGGUCUCAAGGAAUACGCAAACAACCUCGUAGAGAGCGGUGUGCACGGCGCCCUUCUGGCCCUAGACGAAACCUUCGACUUCAACGCGCUGGCCCUCUUGUUACAGAUCCCCACGCAGAACACACAGGCUCGUGCUGUCUUGGAAAGAGAGUUUAACAACCUUUUGGUCAUGGGGACCGACAGAAGGUUCGAUGAAGAUGAUGAUAAAAGCUUUAGGAGAGCACCUUCUUGGAGAAAAAAAUUUAGACCAAAGGAUGUUCGUGGCUUAGCUGCUGGGUCAGCAGAGACUCUCCCCGCAAACUUCCGGGUCCCGUCCUCUCUGUCCUCGCCCUCUGUGCAGCCAAAGAAGAUGCAGCUGGACGGCAGCGUGGCGGGAGCGCAGAGGCUGGACUCCGCUGCAGUCAGGACUUACUCCUGCUGAGCCAACGCCGUUUACCCACACUACUUCUACAGAUGAUUAUGCAGCAUUUUGAAUCCAGCGAAGACUACAUUUUGAGCUCAACGGAAUCUUUAAUCUGUUAAUACUUGUUAUAUGGACCCUAAGAUAUUUUAUUACAGAGUUUUUAAUUAGUGAAAAAUUCAUGAAUACCAUAGAGAAAAUAUUUUAGAAUUUAAUGUUUCUUAUAUUUAUGUAAACUUAUGACUUCAUUUAUAUAGUUACUUACUUUUUCAUGUAUAUCCAGGCUAUAAAUAUCCUUUCAGAUCAAUUCAUGUUCUUAUAUCUGAUUUUAGUCUUUCAAAGGAAUGUACUGUAAUGCUUGUAUGUAUAAAUCCUAUGAACAAAUAUAGGGCUUUUGUAAAUUAUGCAUUUAUUGUAAUUAUUCUUGUUUAAUUUUUUAAUGAUAAACCAUGACAGAGCAAAGGAUUUUACCGCGUUUGUAAAAUCAUGACACAGUGUGCAUUACCCUUUACAAAAUGUAACCUAGCCCUACAACAAUCAUUUUGAAAGAAGCCAACUUACUUUCAAGCAAUUGUUGUUGUAUUUUAAUGACUGACCUUAGCUAUCCUUUUUCUAGCAAGAAAUGCUUUACUCUGUAGCGUGAAGAGAUUAAAAAUACGGGGUGUUAAAGAGCAGCUUCUAAUCAAAUUUGGACUGAAGGGAUCAUUAGAACGCUCUGAAAAUCCCUUCGGACCGGUGGUGAGCUCUCCCGUAGCCUGGCCUCUGUGGAUCCGGACACCUCGUCUUGGGUGGCUGGCAGAAGCCGCGAGCUGGGGGAAGAGCGACUCCGGUGGGGGGGUGGGGCCUGGGCCCCCGCAGCCCGCCGCGCCCGCCCCCUUCCCCGCCCCCCUCCUGGGAAGCCGGGUCAAGGGCGCCGACUCUUAGAGGACCAAUCACGAAGCACUGCACUCGCUGAGGAGACACUGGCGCACGCGGAAGGUGAAGGCACUGAGAUGCUGAGAAUAACGUAGUGCGGCUCUAAUGAAGGCCUUAUUUUUCUGAUGUAAAUCAUCCUUUUACAUUUGUCUGUAAACAUGUUUAAAGAAUGGACCUAGCCGUACAUUUUUAGAUUUUGACGAUAUAGCCAUUUUGGAUUGCAUAAGUAGCAAAUGUAACUUCUACUUUUUAAUGGCAUAUUAAAAAGCCAGCAGGAGACGUGUUCAGAUCAUGGCGCAUUAUUCAUUACGCAGCUGCUGUACCGGUGGACAGAGGUGGCGCGUCUUUUUACCUUCGGGCUCUGCCUUUAAUUUACUUGUACAGUUCACUGUUACCGUUCUGUUUUUCUAUUCAUCUUUUGUGAACUUCCUGAUUAUGUAACAAAGUAUGUACAGUCUACUUUUGAACUAUUUUUAUCACAGUAUUAUUUAUUGCUUUCUUUCAAUAAAGUACCGAAGCAGAAUUUUCCACUGCCAA
This is a messenger RNA of Aethalodelphis obliquidens (Pacific white-sided dolphin), 6910 nucleotides long. RefSeq names its product PPFI scaffold protein A1 (gene PPFIA1). The transcript has 28 exons. The record is from RefSeq and is a predicted model, not a curated record. The coding region runs from base 1868 to 5479 and encodes 1203 amino acids. Gene Ontology annotation, molecular function: protein binding. Gene Ontology annotation, biological process: synapse organization. Gene Ontology annotation, cellular component: presynaptic active zone. NCBI's taxonomy places the organism in Eukaryota, Metazoa, Chordata, Mammalia, Artiodactyla, Delphinidae.